CGAAAUAUUUUUAUUCGGAGUUGAAUAUUGAUGAUGGCAGUUUAAUCGUUUCUUCAAUUGAAUAAUUUUGCUUUAAGUUGUGGACUGUUCUUUAAAUCCUUAAUCACGGAUUAAAAGAGUAAGAAAAGUGAACAAAUGUAAAUUAGAUAUAAUUACAUAGUAAAUUCAACGAAUUUAUGGUUGAAAUUCGCUUAAAAUACGUGAAGAGCGUUUGCGGAAUUACACAAACAAAGAAAAAACUAAUUCGAACAGACGGAAGCGCGAGAAACCCAAAAGCUCGUUAUAAUAACUCAGCAUAAACGCUACAACAACAAAUCGCUCUUGAUGCAUGCUAUUUCUCUAUGAAUUAGUUAUCGCCGCUCUUUAUUGUCUAAGCUAAAGUAAACACCUAAGAUACUGAAACAAUUUUCCAACACUUGCAUCCUUCGAACAACGGUAUUUUAAAUGUCACAACAUUUGAAAAAGAAUUCGCCUACUAGCCGAAAUCGUAAGCAACAACAACAUCAAACACAAAAUGCAGACAGUGUAAAACAAAAAGCAAAUGCCUCAGGCAACCAAUUAACUGCCAAUAGAAAGUCGAAUGGCGGUGUACCUUGGUCCAGUAACAGCUCCUCCACGCCUAGUGGUAGCAUCACGUCAUCCGUUUCGGCACCCGCGCUUAUGCGUAAAAAAUCACAAACCAAACUGCAAAAGGAGAAGGAACGCGCGGAACGUGAGACGCUAGUGCUAUGGCGUCGACCAGUUCAGACAGUGAGGUAUUGUGGCCUGGAGUUAGUGACGCUAGCCCAGACUUCGGGCAAGCGUUUACUACAACAACGUGGUUUGCUUGCGGCACUCCUAGUUUUAGGUACUAUAUUUAGUUUUAUUUAUUAUUUACCGGGUCCACAUCAGCUGGUUUUGGAUGUGGUACGCCGCAAUACUUGGUUUUUCAUCUACUGGACCGGUUUGGGUGUACUCUCCUCGGUGGGUCUGGGAACGGGACUGCACACAUUUUUGUUGUAUCUGGGACCACAUAUAGCUAGUGUAACACUAGCUGCAUAUGAAUGCAAUUCGUUAAAUUUUCCGCGACCACCAUAUCCCGAUGAUAUUAUCUGCCCGGAGGAGCCAUAUGCAAAGAAAGUGCCAAAUCUUUGGAUGAUUAUGAGUAAAGUGCGCAUGGAAGCUUUCCUUUGGGGUGCGGGCACCGCUUUGGGCGAACUGCCACCUUAUUUCAUGGCAAAGGCAGCACGCCUUUCUGGCUAUGAUCCCGACGAUGCCGAGGAGUUGGCUGAAUUCGAGGCGUUGAAAGCCAAACGUAAUCAAAAGAAUUUGAGUUUAAUGGAUAAGGGCAAAUUAUUUAUGGAACGUGUUGUAGAACGUGUUGGCUUUCUGGGCAUUUUAGCAUGUGCAAGUAUUCCCAAUCCGUUAUUUGACUUAGCCGGCAUUACAUGCGGUCACUUUUUGGUGCCAUUCUGGACUUUCUUCGGUGCUACGCUUAUUGGCAAGGCCAUUAUCAAAAUGCACAUACAAAAAGUUUUUGUUAUUAUUGCUUUCAAUGAGGCGCUUAUUGAACGUGCUGUUGAUGUGCUCGGCAAGUUACCCAUAUUGGGUAAAAAACUGCAGGAGCCGUUUAAAGGCUUCCUUAACAAUCAGAAAAAGCACUUGCACCGCGAACGUCAACCGGCGGCUGAGUCUGGUAACUUACUGUCAAAGGUGUUUGAGACGUUUGUCAUCUGUAUGGUUUGCUACUUCAUAAUCUCGAUUGUUAACUCAUUGGCGCAAAGUUACCAUAAGCGUUUGCAUAAGAAACAUGUUAAAAAAGUGAAGAAACCGAUAGCAAAGGAUUAGGUGGUAGCGAAGUAGAUGUAAGAACAGGCUGCAGUUUGAGGGCGGUGGUUGUAGUGUCGUUUGGAAGAUUAUGGAGAGCGUAAAAAAUAAAAGGAGUAGUGAAAAUGACUGAAUUAUUUUGGCAUUGUGUUGUUGCAUUGAAAGCGGUGGGUGCGGCGCCUAUCACUUGCAUUAACAAUACAAUAUUCUAUACAAAUUGACUAUAUGCCCACUAAUGUUGUGUUUAGCUAAAUUCCUAAUUAAGAUAAGAUGAGCAAUCAUCGUUAUGAAUUGAAUUAUAACAAAAAAAUAAUAUAAGACAUCAUCAGCGCAAAUGACUGCCGACAGUCAAGAUGGUGCCGUUGAUGAAUUAGUUAAUUUUUUUAUGUGAAUGCUGUUUUACUAUAAAUUUUACAAUGUGGUUUAAGUUUAUCGCAAUAACAGUAGAAUUUCAGCAGUUAUGCAGCCUUAUGCUAAUUAAGUCAUAAGCAGCUAGUCCUAAUUUGUAUGUGUGCGUGUACAAAAAAUAUAGGAAAAGUACGUCUCAUAAUGAAAUUCAAUUAAUUUUACAUCAAAUUACACAUAUGUAUAGGUAUGUAUAAGAAUAUAUGAGUGUGUAUUGUGUGCAUUUAUUUUAGUGUAAAUGAAAUUUAUUUUCGUGUACCAAAAUAUAGCGGAGCAAGGACGAAUAGAAAUUAGUAUAGAAAAGCAAGUAGUGUGGAGAAAUAAAAGAAAGGAGUAAAUAAAAAUUACAGUUAUAUGUAGUCGCGUUGCAGUUGUAUUCUAGCAUUAGUUGCGUGAUAAAAAAUUUUAAUUAAUAAAAACUAAAUUAAAUUAAAGUAA
Messenger RNA from Bactrocera tryoni, 2649 nucleotides. It is a transcript of the gene Tango5, whose product is annotated as vacuole membrane protein 1. Lineage: Eukaryota; Metazoa; Arthropoda; Insecta; Diptera; Tephritidae. Bases 445 to 1827 code for a protein of 460 amino acids. The transcript is spliced from 5 exons. The record is from RefSeq and is a predicted model, not a curated record.